AUGGACAGAGCAGCAUUUGGCGGCGGCGGAGGGAUGUACCCGUACGAGAAUGGAGUGGUGAUGACAAGAGACCCGAAGCCGCGGCUGAGGUGGACGGCGGAUCUUCACGAUCGUUUCGUUGAUGCUGUUACCAAGCUGGGUGGCCCUGAAAAGGCGACGCCCAAGUCAGUUUUGAGAUUGAUGGGGCUGAAAGGUUUGACAUUGUACCACUUGAAGAGUCAUUUACAGAAGUACAGGCUGGGACAACAUGCGAAGAAACACUGCGACAGCCCGGAACAGAGCACCAGAGAGAUUCAUACUCAUAAUGGAUCUUCUCCAUACAUACAUUUCAGCAACCAUUCCUCCGGUGGUGGAGCAGCGAGUACCGCUUCUUCCAUUUCGUCCAGAGAUGCUACUGAACCAGGAGAGCUCCAGAUCACGGAUGCAUUGAAAUCCCAGAUAGAGGUCCAGAAAAGACUACAAGAACAGCUUGAGGUGCAACAGAAGCUGCAGGUGAGAAUAGAGGCACAAGGGAAGUACUUGCAAGGGAUACUGGAGAAAGCACAGAAAAGCUUAACCAUGGCGAUGACAACGGGCAGUGGCGGCAAUGUGGACGUGGCGAGGGCCCAAUUAACCGACUUCAAUCUGGCCCUAUCCACCUUGAUUCACAACUUGAACUCGCCAUCAUCAGAAGUGGAAAGGAAACUCCGCGACUUACAGCAGCAGCAAGAAGAGGAAGUUGAUGGUAUGAAACAUCUGUACAUUAACACGAAGCCGCAUCAUCAUCACAUGAGUUUGGAAAGUAGCUUCCACGUGGACAGAUCAUCUGGGGCACUUGAAGAUGAGGAGAAUGAUCUCAAGUUGGAUAUGGAAGAUGGAGUCGGCGGAGUGCAUUUCGACUUGAAUGCCAAUGAUGGUGGUGGCGGCAUUAGUGGCUAUUCUAGCAGAAACACUCUUGUUUCUGCUAAUACCAACAGUAUUAGUAGUAGUCAUGGGUCUGAGUUGGAACUAAGGAUGCUGCCUUAUGGAUUAUAAUAUUCAAAAAUUUAUGAAGAUUGGAUGGAGAAUUGCAGGGAAAGUAGAGAUAAUUUAUAUUCCAAGAGCCAUCUAAUGCUAAUUGCAUAGUCCAACGUUCAUUCAUAUAUACUGUGAAGCAAUGCAGAGGUCAGACAGUGAAUCCGAGCUCUUACUCCUUCCUUCUAAGUUCUAACCCUCUUUUAUAUCAAUGUAUCUUACAGAACGAACCCUCUCUACAUGUAAUGUGUAUUCUUCCAGUAAUAUUU
Molecule: messenger RNA, 1262 nt
Organism: Linum tenue
Lineage: Eukaryota; Viridiplantae; Streptophyta; Magnoliopsida; Malpighiales; Linaceae
Source: the annotation of a GenBank genome assembly